AUGCCGAUGACUAUGGAAAUGUAUGGUUAUGGCUGGGUGUCCAUAUCCAUUUGGGCAUGUCUGUUACCGCUUGGGCUAACGAAGGUUUUCCAGAGGCGAUGGGCUUUUGAUUUGGUGGAUAGGAAGGAGGCGGACAACACCUGGCUGCAGGUAGCUCUUCUCAAAGCACUUGUGGGAGGCAUACCUUCUUUCAUCAAUCAGCGUAUACCAUGUUCUCAGGGCCGCGUCGUCCGCUUCGUCCUCCAGUCCUUCUCCCUCCGCGGUACCCUCGCCCCCCACACCCUCUCCCUCCUCGACCAGCUCCGCGUCCUCAGCCUCCACAACAACUCCCUCUCCGGUCCCCUCCCCAACCUCUCCUCCCUCUCCAACCUCAAGUACCUCUUCUUGAACCGCAACUCCUUCUCCGGUUCUUUCCCUCCUUCACUCCUCGCCCUCCACCGCCUCCGUGCCCUUGAUCUCUCUCACAACAACUUCACCGGUUCGAUCCCCGCUCUCCUAACUGGUCUGGACCGGCUCAACUCCCUCCACCUCGAGUUCAACCGGUUCAACAGCUCCUUCCCGGCUUUGAACCAGUCUUUCCUCACCGACCUCAACGUCUCCUCCAACAACCUCACCGGCCCCGUCCCGGGCACCCCACUCUCUCCCGGUUCGACAGCACCUCGUUCCAGUUCAACCCGGCCUCUGCGGCGAGAUUAUGAACAAGGCCUGCAGCUCACGCUCACCCUUCUUUGA
Messenger RNA from Rosa chinensis, 732 nucleotides. Its product is annotated as probable inactive receptor kinase At5g67200. The record is from RefSeq and is a predicted model, not a curated record. Gene Ontology annotation, molecular function: protein binding. Lineage: Eukaryota; Viridiplantae; Streptophyta; Magnoliopsida; Rosales; Rosaceae. The transcript has 3 exons. The coding region runs from base 1 to 732 and encodes 243 amino acids.